GUUGUUAUUCUACUUCCCAAACUGUGUCUUUUCUUCAUUACCUGGAUUUUUGUUCUUGGCCUGUCAUACCGGUUGAGGCACGUCCAAAACUGGCUGCAACUCGUUCACCAUGGUCCAAAUCAGCGAAGUGAAGGGCAAUUCGCGCGAGAGCAGGACAGCAGCGCAUACGCAUAUUAAGGGUCUGGGUUUGCUUCAGGAUGGCACUGCAGAGUCAUCUGCAGAUGGAUUUAUUGGGCAAACCGCUGCCAGAGAGGCUUGCGGUGUUGUGGUAGAUCUGAUCAAGACAAAGAAGAUGGCCGGACGCGCAGUUUUGCUUUCUGGUGGCCCUGGAACCGGAAAGACUGCCCUUGCGCUCGCCGUUUCUCAGGAACUGGGAACGAAGGUCCCUUUUUGCCCGAUUGUUGGCAGCGAAAUUUAUUCGGCUGAAGUUAAAAAAACCGAAGCACUCAUGGAGAAUUUUCGGAGAGCUAUUGGUCUCCGAGUCCGCGAGACCAAGGAUGUGUACGAAGGCGAAGUCACAGAGUUGACACCUGAGGAGACUGAAAACCCGCUAGGUGGCUAUGGGAGGACAAUCAGCCAUUUGAUUAUCGGGUUGAAGUCCGCCAAGGGGUCCAAGAAAUUGCGUCUGGAUCCGAGCAUCUACGAAGCCAUCCAGAAGGAACGGGUUACAGUCGGCGACGUUAUCUACAUCGAGGUGAACACUGGAGCCUGUAAAAGAGUCGGGCGUUCGGAUGCUUAUGCGACUGAAUUCGAUCUGGAAGCUGAGGAGUACGUUCCUGUUCCGAAGGGCGAAGUUCACAAGAAGAAGGAAAUUGUGCAAGAUGUGACAUUACAUGACCUGGAUAUGGCCAAUGCUCGGCCACAGGGCGGGCAAGACAUUAUGAGUAUGAUGGGGCAAUUGAUGAAGCCGAAGAAGACCGAAAUCACGGAAAAGUUACGCCAGGAAAUCAACAAGGUCGUCAAUCGUUAUAUCGACCAAGGUGUUGCCGAGCUUGUCCCGGGGGUUCUCUUCAUUGAUGAAGUCCAUAUGCUUGAUAUCGAAUGUUUCACCUACCUGAAUCGCGCUCUUGAAUCGUCUAUUUCCCCAAUUGUCAUCCUCGCAUCCAACCGCGGCAACACCGUUAUUCGUGGCACCGACGGUAUCACGGCACCACACGGCAUUCCACCGGACUUUCUUGCCCGUCUACUUAUCAUUCCCACUCACCCUUACUCUUCAGAAGAAAUCAAAACCAUCAUCCGUUUGCGUGCCAAGACUGAAGGUAUCAGCAUCACCGACGCUGCCCUAGAUAGGGUCGCCGAGCACGGCAGCAAGGUCAGCUUGCGGUAUGCCCUGCAAUUGCUCACACCGGCGAAUAUCCUUGCCCGAGUAAACGGACACCCUGGAGGCAUCGAAGAAGCAGACAUAGCCGAGUGCCAGGACCUGUUCAUCGAUACGCAAAGAAGUGCAGCCAUUGUCAACCAGGAGCAAGGAGGCUUUAUAUUAUGAGAAGUUGUUCCUUCUGGUUUAGCCAGUUCGUCGUUUUCCUUUCGUCUGGGUGAUAAAUGGUAAUUGGGAAGGUUUAAGAUAAAACAAGUUGUUCCAUGUAUACCUAUUACAAUCAUGUCUGAUACGCGAGAAGUAUUCUAAAGUCUUCAUGAUAAUGCUAACUAGAGGCUCGGUGGUGUUUCUUUUCUAAACUUUUCGACUUAGUAAUUUUUAUCCAUUCUGGUAUUUCUACAAGACCAUUCCCC
Messenger RNA from Monascus purpureus, 1731 nucleotides. NCBI's taxonomy places the organism in Eukaryota, Fungi, Ascomycota, Eurotiomycetes, Eurotiales, Aspergillaceae. The record is from the annotation of a GenBank genome assembly.